Molecule: messenger RNA, 7200 nt
Organism: Penicillium bovifimosum
Lineage: Eukaryota; Fungi; Ascomycota; Eurotiomycetes; Eurotiales; Aspergillaceae
Exons: 1
Coding region: 1-7200 (2399 amino acids)
Biological process (GO): replication fork processing; double-strand break repair via homologous recombination
Cellular component (GO): nucleus; Cul8-RING ubiquitin ligase complex
Source: RefSeq, a predicted model, not a curated record
AUGGAAUCAUGGCGACAACGAGGUUAUGUCCCCGACUCGGACGAGGAAGAUGGGUUCGACUCGCUAGAAUCAAAGAAUGGGAACGUCGACAAUAGCGCUGAUGUCGGAAAUCUCGAGUAUAUCGACCCACCAUCUUCGUUGCCGAAGGAAGGGACGAGGGCAGGGGAGGAGCGACGCGAGCGGACUGGGCUUGAGAAUGGCUCAAUCACACUCUCGGAUGCCGGGGACAUGCCCGAACGAAAUAUGAAUGGGACGGAUCUUGGAAAUGGGCAAUCCUCCGAGCCCGAAGCUGGGGACAAGCCGGGUUCUGCCCGGAGGACACAACCUUUCCGAGACACCACCAAUGGCCAGAACGCUCCCUCAAAGGAGAUUGUGGAUGAUGAAACGACACCAAAGCCACGGAAAGGACGACGCAAGACUUAUGGACGUCGAUCGUCGGCUACGAAACAAAUGAAUCGCCGUAGCACCGAGCUGCAUAAUAUCAAUACCCCAGCAAAGCCUACAGACAGCAUUUAUGAUAUCCCAAUGUCAUCACAGGACCAUGACAGCCCUGUGACGAAGCGCUCGAAUCGCGAGAUUACGCCAAAGCCCUUGGAGGCUAGGGUGCAGCCACAACGACGAAUCAUACCGGAGCUACGGACACCACGGGCCGCCAGCACGCGGAGUCAAACAUCAAGCACUCGAAGCUCCUCCCCUGACGAGUUGAUGCUGAUUUCUCAACCGGUCCGGAAGAGAACUACCGUGGUUGAGCGUGUGCGGCCUGUAGAUGCUCCGCCUUUACCGCCACCACCACCGCAGGAGGUAUCAGAUGAUGAUUCGCCGUUAUCAUCUGUACCAUCAUCCCUGAGCUCUCCGUCAGCCAACCACUCAGAACCACCCGCAACAGAACCACUUGCAGCAGAACCACUUGCAGCAGAACCACUUGCAGCAGAACCACUUGCAACAGAACCACUUGCAACAGAACCACUUGCAACAGAACCACUUGCAACAGAACCACUUGCAACAGAACCACUUGCAACAGAACCACUUGCAACAGAACCACUUGCAACAGAACCACUUGCAACAGAACCGCAUGCAGAGGAUGGAAGAGAGGUAGAGCCAGGCAGACCGACAGAUGAGGAGGCAAGUAUGCGGAGAGCAAUACUCGCCGAGCUAGGUGUCAACCCAGACGAUGUAUCUCCUCACCUUAAUAUUCCGGAAGAAGUGCUGCGAGAACUACCGCAUGCCACGCAGCGAACCUUCCGUAAGCGCAAUGCCAUUCAGAUGCACCCGUACCAUCUGGAACAGCUCAAGUUCGCUCAGCAAUUGCAAGCGCGGGGCGUCAAGCCAUUUGGUCGUCCUCCAACGCAUAAAGAAAAACAGCCUGUGACAGAUGAAAGCCAAGGGCAAGAUUCAUAUGACCCUGAGGCACCAUCAAGUCCACCCCUGGAGGAGUAUCUUCCGCCGGAAAGACACGAGCGCCGCGGUCCACAAUCUGCGGAGAAAGGACGGGGAAGCAACGACCGUGAAAAUCAUCGACAAUCGCAAGCUCAUACGGCAAAGCGCCAGAAAACGUCACAUUCUGGAACUCCCAAGGCACGCCAAAAGCUACAACAGCCUUUCAAACCUCGCGGCAUUAGAGACAAAACUACAGCUAGGGGGAACCCAAUUGGGAUCUCUAUAUACGAGUUAUCAUCUAGUCCUCCACACGCAGGCCAUUCGUCUUCAGCUUCACGGACCCCUCGCGUCUCAGAAGGAGGGUUUCGGUUUCCUCGUGGGUGGUCGCCCCCGGCAGGAAUUGCGAAACCUGUGUCGCAGGAGACAGCACACACCGACGAGGCUGAAGCGCCGAGAGCUGGUGCAGAUGAUGACCGGGAAGUGCAGUCUAUCUCAUCCGACAGCCAGCGAAGUGAGGACGAAGAAAGCGAUGCCGAUUCCGAGGAGCGUGAGAUUCGACGUUUCCAGCGAAUGAUUCGGGGAGCGCUCCCUGCAUCGCAUGCCCGGCUUCUACAGAAGGAUAACCGAGAUAAAGAAAAAGCUGCACGACGAGACCGCCAGACUGCUAUGCAAAGGCCAGACGGCAAGGGUGUUGCCCGGAGGCUCAUUCGUAAGGGUGCCCGCUCAGGACCAUCAGGCACGCCACAGUCACGAGGCCUGUUUGAUCUGGGGGAUUCUGACGACGAUGACGAAGACGUUGACAACAGCACCACCAUGAAUGGCUCUAUCACCGAGGACUCUAGUCAGAGAUUGACUAGCACUCAUGCUUCCGAAGACCCCUUUGCGCUGGAAGCGGGUGAUGUCUCCGAGGACAAUCGCAUUGACUACAUGUUCGCGCCUGGUCCCCGGAAUUCGACAGGAUCUCGGCGCAAACCAAACGGUCUAAAAAGACCAAAGUCGAACUCUAGACUUCUGAAUGGAGAAAGACAGCCUAAGAGACCUCGGCAAACUCGAAUGACCGACGCGUCAUAUGGAGCACGAAGGACCAAGAAAUCUUCCAUUCCCCGGCGCCCGAGAAUAGGCAUUCUGGAUGCGCCAGACGUUGCCACGAAGGCCCGCGAAGAGCAACCUCGGUUUCUUAGGAUUGCUUCAAGACAGCCACGAUCACGCAAAGACCGAGGCAGGCAGAGUCCUACUCAGAAGUUCGUUCAGUUGGCUUCAAGAGAGGACACAGCGGAUGCAAACGAAUCUUUGCGGGAUUGGAGAAGGGGAGCUAUACGGCAGGCGAAGAUUAGCCCUUCCCGGCCCAAAGCUCGCCAGAGCCAGCAUUGGACGACAAAGCUGUCGAUUCUCAGUUCUCGAGCUCAUCCAAAGCCCAGACAUGACCUAAUACCGAAUCAUUUUCGUGACUCAGAGGCUGACUCUGGUCUUCCAGACUCUAACCUAGCUGAGCCGGAACAGCCACCGUCCGAACCUGACGCAGUUCCUGCGUCGCCAAACCCAGUCUCACCGGAGGAGCUCUCAUCUCGCCAAAAGCCAGCGCGGCACGGUCACACAUGGGUUCUUCCUAGGAAUGCUGCCGUAACGUCCUUGACGAGAAACACCAUUCGCCCUGCUGCACCGACUUUGAUAGGCACCGGUAGAAGCCAGAAGAUGGCCCCGGCCACUUUUAACAAGUCAUUGUCUGUACUCAAUCGAAACUACCAAAACCAACGCACAUCCAAGCCCUACAGGCCCAGUUUGACACUAGAUCGAUUUGUGUCGGACAACGGAUCCGUGACUCUUGGAGGCAAUCCCUCGCCCACAAAUCAUGCUGCUGCUUUGGUCGAAGCAAGGAAUCAAAGACCAACGCAGAAAGCGCAUCCACCACGACAGCGGUCAAAAAAGAAAAAGCCCACCCGAAUCGACCUCGAUGCCGACGAAUUCCGCCACGACUCUGGUAUUGCCACAGUAUUUCCUGAUGAAUCGGAGCCCCCUAUCAUAACACACACUGGAAAUACCCGCCCUUUGUCUUUCGGUGUCGGCGGUCUCUUUAACUGGCAACGCUUCUACCCAGUCGACUUUGGAAUUCCUCCACUACGUGCCAACACCUUCUUCCACGAAUCUACAUUCAUAGGUAGCGGAGAAUUUUCUCGUUCAAUGCAAGUUGCCAAGCGAGAUUUGGAUGGAUAUGUCGGUCCUUUCUCCAUUCAAGCCAAAGAUGAGAAAUUCCAAUGGGAUCGCUGGAAUGACACAGUAUCAUCUGAGAUGGGCCAGGUUUUCGAUGCAAUCAUCGAUAAUGUCGAACGCAGUGCUGCUACCUCCCCAGACACGGGCAUCACGGCUGCCCUGGGUGUGGCCUCACGCAUGUACAGAUCGUUGAUCAGAUACGUCACGGAAAACCUGGUGUUCAUUGACCCAGUUGAUCGAACGGGUUUCGUCACUCGAGCAUUGGGACUGGUAUCCCAGGUUAGAGAUCCAUUGGCUGCUUUCGUGACUGGUGACGGAUACAACACCUCCGGGCUCGUCAAAAUUGCCUCCCUCAACAUGGUAUUCUCGAACCAGAUCUAUCAAGUAGCCUCUCAUCAACUCGUGAGCCCUGCUCUUGCGACAGAAGCAUUGGAUUUUGUCAAAGUUUGCGCCAAAGACGUUGCAGGAUUGGUUAUAUCCAAAGUCGGUUCCUCUGAAUUCAAAGAGCUCUUCAAGGAGAACACCGAGGCUGAGCGCCGCGAAUCAGGCAUUCGUGAUCAGUAUCCAUCAGUGGAGGCCUAUGUUGUUACCAAGCACCUUCUACGCAGCUCAGACCAUUACAAAGGUUGCUUUGAAGAUCUCCAGCUGGAAACAUUCAACAGCGAAUUCGUUCACAAUGAGCGAGAUGUGGGCAGCCUGGAGGCUGGAUGGCGUGGCGUAUUCACAGUCUUGCCACUGAACCAAAUAGACCCGCUUGGAAUUGCGCGUUCUGGCUAUCAUUUAAAGGCUGCCAAUGACAACUGGAAGCUAGCCAAGCGACUUCUCGCUCCGGCUCUGGAUCACUUCGAGGUUAACUCUGCAGCACAGCCUAUCUCAUACAAUAGCUACUGUCGGACUCUAUUCCUGAGAUGUCAUCGUCUCAUCAAUCUCUGGGGAUGGCGCGAAUGCAAACCCAUACUGGACACGCUAUUCGACUUCUUUGCCAAAAAUACCCUCCAUAACCUGAAACUUGAGGAAGCCCGCGGCUCUCCUUCAUUUCUUGACGAACUUGACAACAACCCUUCGCUGGAUGCCAGGAUCGGGGAACCCUGUUUUCACACAUUUCUGAAGAUUGUAGCAAGUGGCUUGCGCUUUUUGGCGAAGAGGUAUGACAAGAAGAAGAUUCGAAACUUCGCCUGGCGUCUGUUGCCCAAUCAUGGUCGUGUGUACCCGAAAGAGCAGCCAUUGCAACACGAAGACCUCGAUGCGCUCAGGAAUCACCAUGAUCUUCUGAGCACCCUUUACUGGGCAGUUCCUGACGGGUGUCGUCCUCGAUUGGAGACGAUACGCAACCUGGUUCAUCCUGCUACUUCACACCGUGAAGCAUGCAAUAUCAAUUUGCGUUCAUGGUCAAGGCUUGUUCGAUUCAAGCUCUCCACAGACGAAGACGUCUCGGGACUAGAUCCGUUUGGGGACUGGUAUGGCUAUUUCGUAACAGAACUGUAUCAACAGCAUUCCUAUGCUCGCAAAGAAAUCGAGUCUCAGAACACCGGUAUUAACCGAGUUUCUCAACACCUCGUUGAACGCACAAUCUCGCAGAACCAGAGGCAGAUUGAAACACUGCUGAGCUCCGCGCUGAGUGGGCUGCGGGUUGCCGUCCAGUUGGCUCCUACUCUGGACCAUGCGCAUAGGCUUGUUUCCAAGACUCCGUUUGAGUCUAUCAUUACACUCUUCAAUCCCAAGCUUCCCCGUGUGAACGUCGUCGUGUCCGAGGCACUGCAGGUCCUGGUGGCGUACACACUCAAAGAUGUUCCUGCUACUUCUGUAGCGGAAGCUCCAGCAGUGGUGGCUACUGAUGAGGACAGCCAGGAGUUUGGUGACUGGGAUGCAAUCCAGGCUGUUUGGGACGAGCAAACUUCCCCAAGCGAGGGUAUUGAAUACAUAGAGAGAGCUUUUCAUCCCACUGUCUCUCGCCUUGUUUCAAAUUGUUUUGGUGAAGACCACUGCCCUGAGGAUGCGAUUCUUCUCAGCGUGGUUGAAUGCUGGACUUCGAUUGCCCGGGUUCUCAUUCGCCAUCGGCUUCGAAACUGGGACAACUAUCUGAGUGAGUUCGGCGAUGACUCCUGGACAAGGCUGCGGCAGACUGUCCAGACAAGAAAGUUCGCACCACUGUUUCUUGCGGCGUGCAUUGAAAAAGACGCGCAAAUCGUUGCUGAUUGCCGAAUCCAAGUCAUGAGCAUGUGGAUGUUAUCGCUAGUUGAGCGUUCCUCCCUGCUAAAAUUCCAACAUCGUCUCACAGAGGCGCUCUUGAAUGGGAGCCCCACUGAUCCCUUGCUUAGCAACCUUCCAUUUUCCAAGGAUCAGAAGACUGGCCGAUAUACGAUCACACUACAGGACAUAAGCUCUCGGCGACUGGCCCUCCUCUCGAGCCUAGCAUCCAAUAUGCGUGAGCAGCUCCAGGCUAUGGAACGUUCUGGUAAUCGGCACUUCUCCGUGACGAAACAGGAGUACUCCGAGAUGCUUCAGCGACUGAUGACAUCCAUGAAAGACAACUACCGAGAGCUAGGGAAUGGGACAGCGCAGGCUGCUCAAGGAGCGUAUGUCGAGUUCGUGCAACGAGUCAUUGGUUUCCUCCAGCAACACACCAGUGAAAUCAAACCCAUCGAUCCCUUCUUCACGGACCCAGCUUCCUUCCCCUUACCAUCCACUGACCCCCUCUACAUUGUCGCGAAACUCAAACGCUACGAGUCGAAGCUAUCUUCCAGCAAAGAGAUCCAGACCCUGACCGGGUUCGUCCAGAGCAUUUCCGAGCGCGCUGCCAUUGACGGGCAGCAGGACUACCUGGUUGAUCAGUUACAUACCGCGAUGAAAGACACCCACGAAGCCGGCGACCCAGACAAACCCACUCUCCGCACGGUAUUAUUACAAUGUGUGUUCCCAGCGUAUCUCGAAGCGGCACUUCCCAACCGCGCCGCUUGGAUUCUCAGCCGCCCCGUCAUUCAGACGAUCACGCUGGGAUUCAAGAGCUUGCUCUGCAACCUUAAUACUCUAGACCCGGCCUGUGUGUCAUCCGUCGUCGACACAAUCGAGGUCGUAUGUCGAGCCACGUGUCAAGCAAUGGCCGUGAUCUCCCUUCAUCGACACCGUCUGCAAAGCCCACCAACCCUAAUCACACUCGCUGCCUUCCUGGACAUGAUCUCCUCCGUGCUACCCGUGGUAGACUACAUCGAUCGUGCCACAGGUACAGGGGAUAUCAUUCUUACGCACAUCACAUGGAUCCGCGAUUUCGCCAAAGUCGUCAACACAUGUCUACAAAACACAGACGCCGAUACGGAGUCGUCUUCCAGUAGUGCAUGUAUCGCUUUCCCUGACAUGCCACCGGCCUCUGAUACCCGGAAAAUCGACCUCUUUGGCUCAGCCCACAAGAUCGCUUCCAGUGAACUCCAGGUCUAUCUCAGGAAAUGGUCUCACCAUGAGGGUAAAUACUAUUUCACUCGACCGGGCCACGAGUCUCAGGAGAUUGCUAUUGAUCCGGAGAUUGCGGCGACGGUGGCUAGUCGGAGUGACGCGCAGAAGGCGUUUGAGGAUGCGGCGAGGGAUUUCGUCUAUCGGGCGACAGGUUUGGAGUUGGUGUGA